AUGGACAAUACAAGGACAGCUGUUGGAAGAGUAGAUGACGACGGUGGCGCCAAAACAGCAAUUCGCGCUGUGGAUGAUUACGAUCGUAUGGAGGCGGCGGUGGCGGCGGCGGUGGAGGAGGCGCUAGAAGUGUCUAUUUCGGUGUUGGAGGAGGCGGAGGGGAGCAAAGAGUUCAUACUUCAUGCCCAAGUGAAAUCCAAGCACAGUCGAGGAGCAGAAGAGCUGCAGAUUUAUCGAUAUAAAUAUUUGAAGGUUCCAGUCCUUCAAUGA
Messenger RNA from Cooperia oncophora, 270 nucleotides. Lineage: Eukaryota; Metazoa; Nematoda; Chromadorea; Rhabditida; Trichostrongylidae. The record is from the annotation of a GenBank genome assembly.